UUGGUGAAUGCGCCUAUCGCGUGAAAGUUGAACGUAACCCGGUACUGGUUCGGUCAAAAAAAUUAAACUUGACAGUUUUCUUUUUGAAAGUGACACCAGCAUCAAAAUGUCGCUCGUAAUACCAGAGAAGUUCCAGCAUAUUCUUCGUAUCAUGAGUACGAAUAUCGACGGUAAAAGGAAGGUUAUGUUUUCAUUAACCGCCAUCAAGGGAGUGGGUCGAAGGUACGCAAAUAUCGUACUAAAGAAGGCAGAUGUAGACUUAGACAAACGUGCUGGGGAAUGUACUGAGGAGGAGGUAGAGAAAAUUGUUACAAUUAUGUCCAAUCCUCGUCAAUAUAAAAUUCCCGACUGGUUCCUUAAUAGACAAAAGGACAUUGUCGAUGGAAAAUACAAUCAGUUGAUGUCUUCAUACCUUGAUUCGAAAUUGCGUGAAGAUUUGGAAAGAAUGAAGAAAAUCCGUGCGCAUAGAGGUAUGCGUCAUUACUGGGGUUUACGUGUCCGUGGUCAACACACGAAGACCACUGGACGUCGUGGACGUACUGUUGGUGUAUCUAAGAAGAAGUAAACCUUUCAUUCUGUAUUUUUACAUUAUUUAAUAAACUGUUAAAGUCAG
This is a messenger RNA of Photinus pyralis (common eastern firefly), 613 nucleotides long. RefSeq names its product 40S ribosomal protein S18 (gene RpS18). The record is from RefSeq and is a predicted model, not a curated record. Lineage: Eukaryota; Metazoa; Arthropoda; Insecta; Coleoptera; Lampyridae. The transcript has 3 exons. Gene Ontology annotation, biological process: translation. The coding region runs from base 107 to 565 and encodes 152 amino acids. Gene Ontology annotation, cellular component: ribosome; small ribosomal subunit; cytosol. Gene Ontology annotation, molecular function: structural constituent of ribosome; RNA binding.